AUGCGCCAUCAUGCAUGUUGGGAGUAAGUCCAUGAACCGUUGCACGCACGAACGCCAGCAGAACAAUUGACGGCGCACGCCUUGGUCACGGGACUCACUCGAUCGAGCAGUCUGGACAAUGCCACACCGCUCCUCCACCUCUACAUUCCCAGAGGCUUGGCGCAACAAUGCUCAAAGAUCGGACCUGCUGCCAUCGUGGGAUGGCUUGUGCGCGGCGGUCCUGACGAGACGAUCAUCAUUGUAGCAGGCGCGCUUGCCUUGCACCAUGAAGCCCUCUCGAUGAUCGAAAAGACGCAGGAGCUGGGUGAAGAAACGAGGCCGAGCAAGCCAUCCAUACUGGGCACCUGCAAUGUCGGUAUUCAACAGUCUGACCCUCACAGCCACGAGGAGAGGCUGCGCAUAUACCGCGCUCAACGUGAUGUCUGGCUCGAGGCUGGGGUUGCCGAAAUUUCGCCUCGUGGGCCCCUGUCGUAUUCGAGGAAACGACUGGAGAUGUGAGUGGAAUCAGACUCAUGAUGAGUAACUGCGCGGCACGAUGUCAUCUCUAGUCUAUUCAAUCUGCUGACUUACCUUGCGCCGGUAGACGCUCCAUCGCGCUCCGAUUCUCAUGCAGGGCAGCUCCAGCACUGACCGUCAUCAACUACAUUCCCCCAAAAUCUAAUGCCCUGCAAUUCCUAUCGCUCGAGCCUUUGGUCUUGCUACAGCCAGCGCAAGGCCCCCAGCCAACGAGCGAAGCAAAAAUCACUCGUCCCAGGUACGCUCAUCUUUCCGCCAAUCAAUAUCUUCAACAAACAAGGGCUGAAAAAUUAGUAGCUCUGGAUCCAGUGAGGAUGAAAGAUGCGAUGGAUUUGCAUCCAAAAGGUCGAGCACCUGGGUCUGGGCUUAGGAAGGCUGUCGAACUGGUGAGUACGGCAUAUUGCAACCGUGUCAGAUUGUCUGUGAAACGCCGUGCUGAGAGGCCCAUGGCUAUCAUAGAUCAACCGAGCGUCUACCUGCAUGAGUAACUUAGACACACCUCCUCGCGAGACGCGUCACUCGCAAGAAUGCUCGGCCUCAGCACUCACCGAUUUGAGCAUUAUGUUGUUUCCAUUGUCGCGCAUGUGCAGCAUCCUUCAGACAAUUCUCCGCACAUCUCUGGGUGCGGCAAGAGACGCAGGUUUGGUGGGCGUAAGCAUGGCAGGUUAGUGCAGCGGCAGUUCCUUUUUGGUCGCACCGUUGUCCAAUCUCACCUUAUGCUCUUCGGGCUGAGCACAGCCUGCCAACUUGAUCUUCGUCUGGGUCAACUCUCAACAUGGCCCUCUUUGGGCAGUCGGCUCCGACGGUGGCGUCGAUCUGGCUUGGUCCCAAUCUCGGAUCUCAGCGCACGGUACAUCAGUCUUUGGAACGGUGUCUGGCUCGUCGCCAACGACCUCAUCAUUGGGCACGCCGUCGGCGCGUUCGUCUGCGAUCACCAUCAAGCUAUUGCUGCUGCAGUCUCUCAGGCAAUCCAGAAAGUCGCGCUGGACUCUAUUCAGGAAUUGCUCGUGUGGCUCGGCAAUUGGCCGGCUGGUAUUAAGCUCAAUGCUGAGCUGGCCUCCUUCUUUGGAGACAUGUUCAGAGGUCUGAUAGACUUAUGGGAGCAUACGGCAUACAAGACUUUUCAUGCGCAGCUGCCACAAGCUGUCGUGCUGAUCGGCAUGAGUGGUCGAUAUUUCGGACUCACAAUGCUACUGUCUCUCACUUCCGACCUCAUCUCAAUCUCAACGCUUCACCUUUCCAUUUUCUACAUUUUGGUAAGAUACAUCAACACCUUUUUCCUCCAUCUGCUGGGCGUCCUCUUUCAUCUGUUUCGGGGCAAAAAGCGCAAUCCUCUACGGGGUGGACGAGUAGAUGAUGCGACGUAUGAUGUUGAUCAACUAAUGCUGGGCACGAUUCUCUUCACUCUGCUAGCGUUUCUCUAUCCCACCGUCUUUCUAUACUACGUUGCCUUUGCCAGUGUCAGGUACUGCAUCGUAGCUGCGACCACAGCUCUUGACACUCUGAGAGCAAUCUUUAACCAUCUGCCCCUCUUCGCCAUCUUGCUGCGGAUCAAGGAUCCCUCUCGUCUACCAGCCGGAAUCAACAUGCAAUGGAUCGACGACUCGCGCGACUCGCAAUUUCCCUCUGCAGCCUCUCAUUUCGAGCUGCGUAGCGUUCCGCUAGACAUCACCUCGCUGUUUGUCGGCUAUCGCUCCCACUUUGCCGGACUCAUUGCAUUGCCGUCUCUUCUCGCAGCUAUCUUUACAGGACAAUACAUCUCAGCUCCAGACGGCACAGGCGCGCAUCCAUAG
Messenger RNA from Ceraceosorus bombacis, 2309 nucleotides. NCBI's taxonomy places the organism in Eukaryota, Fungi, Basidiomycota, Exobasidiomycetes, Ceraceosorales, Ceraceosoraceae. The record is from the annotation of a GenBank genome assembly.